AUGGCGCCACGUGAGGCAAGCUCCCUCAAACGAGGACGGGCCACCGCCAAUGCAGAUUCACAAGACCAAAAGAAACCUCGGCGUUCUCAAAGGAUUUCGAGUCAAGUUCAUCCCCAAGACACACCAGUCAAUUUGGACUACUUACCCACCCCAGUCACGGUUCCUCAAUCUGCUACAGAGACUCGCAACAGGGUGACUGUAACACCCCCCGACAGCCCUCGCAAGGGCCGUCAACAAGAUCCAUCCCUACCCGAAUUAUCGCACACUCUCUCCUCGCCACCACGGACGGAUACCCAGCAAGCUUCCCAGUUUGUAUACCCACCGAUAGCGUUUUCAGAUGAAGUCAAGGACGAGGAUGCUGAAGGGGUCUGGGGCUAUCUGUUACCAUUGGAUGCGAACGGGGAUGGUCCGCUGGUACUGAGAACGCGCAGUGGUUGUGAUGAUGAUAAGAGUACUUCCAAACCCGACGGGAAAAAGGUUCAAAGAUCCAAGUGCGCUAAAUCGCCUGGUGGAUUCUUGAUUGGCCGUCAUCCGGAAUGUGAUCGUGUCCUUGAGGUUCCUACAAUUUCAAACAGACAUUUCCUCAUAUUUGCCGAAAAGAGGAAUGGUGACAUGGUUGCAAUACUGGAGGAUCUCUCCAGCAAUGGGACUUUCGUCAAUGAUGCCAUUGUUGGGCGCAAUAAGCACCGGGAACUGGAGGAUGGCGACGAAGUCUCAAUUCUAAAUCACGCCCGAUUCAUCUUUCGCUAUCCUCGUACCCGUGAAACCAAUGGUUUCCAUCAGCAGUAUCGGGUUCUUCAACAACUGGGCAAAGGCCACUUUGCAACUGUCUAUUUGUGUGCCGAACGAUCUACGGGAGACAAGUAUGCAGUCAAGGUCUUCGAAAGACGCCUCAAUGACUCGCAAAAAUCGCAAUCAGAUGCUGCUUUGCAACAAGAGAUCGCCCUCUUGAUGGGUGUUCAGCACCCAAACCUGCUGUGUCUCAAGGAGUCAUUCGAUGAGAGCAACGGCGCUUAUCUGGUACUUGAAUUGGCACCCGAGGGGGAACUAUUCAACUGGAUUGUGAGAAAUCAGAAAAUGACUGAGGAUGAAACUCGUGGUGUAUUCCGUCAACUAUUCGACGGACUGAAGUAUCUGCACGAACGGGGAAUUGUGCAUCGCGAUAUCAAGCCAGAGAAUAUCCUGGUUGCAGACAAAAAUCUGACUGUGAAACUGGGUGAUUUCGGCCUGGCCAAAAUCAUUGGCGAAGAAUCUUUCACAACCACCCUCUGUGGUACACCAUGCUAUGUUGCGCCGGAGAUCUUGCAAGACAACCGCCACCGAAGAUACACAAAAGCGGUGGAUGUAUGGUCUCUCGGUGUUGUUCUCUAUAUCUGCCUUUGUGGCUUCCCACCGUUCUCGGAUGAAUUGAACACCCCCGAGAGCCCAUUCACUCUCGCUCAGCAGAUCAAGAUGGGCAAGUUCGACUACCCGUCUCCGUAUUGGGAUUCGGUUGACGAUUCUGCGUUGGAGCUAAUUGAUAGGAUGCUUACUGUGGAUGUCGACGAAAGGAUCACGGUGGAUGAGUGUCUUGAACAUCCUUGGAUGACCGGAAAUCGCCCGAGUCUUACCGAUAGCACAGAUGGCCUAACUGGGGCUCUCGGUAACUUGGACUUCUCUAAGCGAAAGCUCCAACGACAGCGUACCUUGCUCAGCAGCGUCAAUGACGUCCACAUUAGUGAACAUGCUGAAGGCAGUGAGGCACCUGUCAAAGUGUUCCGGAAUGAAGCUGGGAAGCGCAUCCAUAAUCGGCCAGCCAAGGCGUCCCAACGUGAAGUUUCGCCCAGUGACCACCGGGCCCCGCAAGAUUUUAUCAACAUUGGAGAGCGUGGUGAUCCCACGCUGUACGACAAUUAG
Penicillium bovifimosum is the source of this 1896-nucleotide messenger RNA. RefSeq lists its product as uncharacterized. Gene Ontology annotation, biological process: protein phosphorylation; mitotic DNA damage checkpoint signaling. NCBI's taxonomy places the organism in Eukaryota, Fungi, Ascomycota, Eurotiomycetes, Eurotiales, Aspergillaceae. The transcript has 6 exons. The coding region runs from base 1 to 1896 and encodes 631 amino acids. The record is from RefSeq and is a predicted model, not a curated record. Gene Ontology annotation, cellular component: nucleus. Gene Ontology annotation, molecular function: ATP binding; protein serine/threonine kinase activity; protein binding.